Molecule: messenger RNA, 576 nt
Organism: Neohortaea acidophila
Lineage: Eukaryota; Fungi; Ascomycota; Dothideomycetes; Mycosphaerellales; Teratosphaeriaceae
Exons: 2
Coding region: 1-576 (191 amino acids)
Biological process (GO): iron-sulfur cluster assembly
Source: RefSeq, a predicted model, not a curated record
AUGGAAGUCGACAACAAGGACAACGCCAACCCCACCAUCCUCAACCCCUCGGAUCUCCCCUCGCGCCGUCAAACCAAACUCGCCACCGACAAGCCCGCCGGCCUCUUCGACUCUCUUCUGCCCGUGCACCCCCUCCCCGUCGACCACUCCUCCCUGUCAUCCGAUGACGAAGAAGACCGAGAGGAAAUCGACGAGCAGGAAGUGUACGACCUCAUCUCCUCCAUCUCCGACCCGGAGCAUCCUCUUUCCCUCGGCUCGCUCGGCGUCAUCACCCUCGGCGAUAUCGCCAUCGCCGCGCCCUCUUCACCCCGCUCUCGCAUCAGCACCGUCACCGUCUUGCUCACCCCAACCACUUCCGCAUGCUCUCUUACCACCGUCAUUGGAUUGGGGGUGAAGGUGCGGCUGCUCCAGGCUUUGCCCCCACGAUUUAGAGUCGACGUGCGGAUCAAGGAAGGCACUUCUCAGACGGCGGACGAAGUCAACAAGCAACUCGCGGAUAAAGAACGUGUUGCCGCCGCUAUGGAAAAUCGAUCUCUUGUCCAGGUCGUGAAUACCAUGCUCGCCACUUGCGAGUGA